AUGAGAUCUGUUGAAGAGAAAGAAGGUGGUGGAGUUGGAAAGAUUUCACGACGUGUUUCGCUUGUCCAUUACCCCGAGCCUACCGAACUCCAAAAAGACAAUACCAAGAAUCUGAAACAGCUGUAUCAGAGGUCUUCUGGAACUUUUGCAACUCCUACUCAAAAUCUUAGGCUGAGAAACUCACAAUCAGCAGGUGGUACUGCAGCCUUCUCACAUAGUAGUAGGCCUAGGAGUUCUAUGUCUGGAGCAGGGGAGCUAUCAAAUCCUUCAAAAAGAAGACAUGUCGAUGGACCCACUAUAUCCAUUGACCAUUCUGCUCAAGAUUCAGGACGAGGUCUUAGUGCAGUUACUUCUUCGGGGUCCUUAGAGCAUUCCCAAGAAAAGAAAUCGAAGAAGAAAAAUAAAAAGUAGUGCUAAGGUAAUUUAUACUAAAAUUUACCAUUUAUCUUUUUGUACACUUGAGCCAUACUAGGAGGACUGAGGAUGAAGCAUCUGGCUGUCAGCACUGAAUAUUGAUGCUGUCUCUGCUGCAUGAUUCUGAAAUUGUUUUUCAAAUCCCUAUUAGGUAUGCGUGAUAAAUGUUGGGCAAGAUGUAAUCGUGGAGAUAUUGCCAUUUGAUUUGUGUUUUCAUGUCAUUGUUGCUUUUGUAUUGUGUCACUGUGAUUCUUAAUUUCCUAUGCACUUGUUUUUGCAAGAGUCUAAUUUGCUUGUCCUGAUCUGUUUUAAUGUUUUGCAGUUAUCUUCAUACACUUCUAAAAGCAUCUAGGGUGCAUCUUAGUUUAUAGUUGGACAUUGAAGAUGACUGUUUUUACCAUUUAUUAAGUCCUGGUCAUAGUUGAUUAAUGCUUACUUGAGUUCAUUGCAAUGGUAACUGUAGAUAUAAGAGCAUCAAAAAGUGAUUAUAGGAAGGGAAUGG
This is a messenger RNA of Ilex paraguariensis (yerba mate), 916 nucleotides long. NCBI's taxonomy places the organism in Eukaryota, Viridiplantae, Streptophyta, Magnoliopsida, Aquifoliales, Aquifoliaceae. The record is from the annotation of a GenBank genome assembly.